Molecule: messenger RNA, 540 nt
Organism: Schistocerca cancellata (South American locust)
Lineage: Eukaryota; Metazoa; Arthropoda; Insecta; Orthoptera; Acrididae
Product: T-complex protein 1 subunit gamma-like
Exons: 3
Biological process (GO): protein folding
Cellular component (GO): chaperonin-containing T-complex
Molecular function (GO): ATP binding; ATP-dependent protein folding chaperone
Source: RefSeq, a predicted model, not a curated record
GCAGGAAUAUCAGCAAUUCGUCGGGUUCGAAAAACUGAUAACAAUCGCAUUGCACGUGCGUGUGGUGCUACUAUUGUGAACCGCACUGAUGAACUAAAGGAAGAUGACGUGGGAACAAAAGCGGGUCUUUUCGAAAUUAAAAAGUUUGGGGAUGAGUACUUCUGUUUUAUCACUGAAUGUGAAGACCCAAAAGCUUGCACAAUAUUGUUAAGAGGUCCAAGUAAAGAUAUUCUAAAUGAAGUGGAAAGAAACCUUCAAGAUGCGCUCCACGUAGCUCGUAAUAUUUUGAUUGAGCCAAAGUUAGUACCAGGAGGUGGUGCUGUAGAAAUGGCACUCUCUCAGGCUCUUACAGAGAAAGCAAAGAGUGUACAGGGUGUUGGUCAGUGGCCGUAUCAAGCAGUUGCCCAGGCUCUGGAAGUCAUUCCUCGAACUUUGGCACAAAAUUGUGGUGCAAAUACAAUUAGGACACUGACUGCAUUACGAGCUAAACAUGCCACAGGUACAGUUCAAACACUUACUAUAACAAGAUACCAAAGUUGA